Messenger RNA from Cylicostephanus goldi, 849 nucleotides. Lineage: Eukaryota; Metazoa; Nematoda; Chromadorea; Rhabditida; Strongylidae. The record is from the annotation of a GenBank genome assembly.
AACAUUGACGAAUCAAGCGAGCAUCGAAUUCGAGAAAACAUUACGCAACACGCGCGGGAAGUCAUUGCCACAGAAGAACCUAACCACGAAAUUGCGCAAAAGGAAAAAGAAGAGCAGGAAUUGGCGCGGACGAUUGAAUGGGAACAACGGAAAAUUCAACAACUCAGGGAAGAACGAGAGCGUGUGAAACAGCAGAAGAAAGAAGAAAUCGAGAGAAUUAUGAAGGAACAAGCGAUUGAGCAAGCCAGGAUCGAGGCAGCUCGAGCGCAAAGAAGGCGAAUGCGAGCGCUGGAAGAGCAGAGAAGGAAGUUGAUUGAGGCGAAAAGAGAAAGGGAAAGACAAGAGAAAAUGUUAGCUGAACUGGAGAUACAGAAGCAAGAAGAGAUUCGUAAACUUGAGGAGGAAAAAGAAAGACAGCGGCAGAAGUUGGAGGAAGAGAAGAAGCGAUUAGCAGAAGAGGAGCAGAGAAGGAAGAGACUGGAAGAAGAGCAGAAAAAACGAGAAGAGGAAGAAGAACGAAAGAAAUGGUUGGAGGAGGAACGGCGAAGAGUUGCUCGAGAACAAGAAGAGGAAAGGAGAAGGAUAGAGCAGCAACAGGAAGAACGGAGAAAGAAGCAUGAAGAGGAGGAACGAAAGCGAAGGGAAGAGCAAGAGGAAGAAGAGGAGCGGAAAAGGCAGGAAGAAGAGGAAGAAGAAAGGAAGAUGAAGGAUUUGGAGGAGAAACGAAGGCAAACAAGGAUUGAAAAAGAAUCGCGGAGAAGAGCUGAAGAAGCUAAAUAUUACGAGCAAAUAGAAAGAGAACAACUGAAAGCCGAGCUCAAACAUGAGAACAGCGAAAACUCGUACAAA